AAUGGAACGAUGACGGCUACGGCUGUGAAGGUGGCUUCUGUGACCAAUAUGAUCCCAAGUAGGCUAACCCUAAAGGACCAGUCUUGCAACCUGGCAUUCAGUGGUGAUCGCUUUGCAUAUUUCUCUUUCAAUGUUGCGUCCUGUGGAACCACAAGAACAUUCUUUGACCACUACAUGCUGUAUGAAAAUGAGAUUGCCUUGCCUUACAACAAAGGAGCAUCACCAGUUGGUCCUCAGUACAGACAAACUAUUUCCUGCUACUAUGUGGUCAACGAGACUCAGACUGUUGGCUUCAGCUCAAAACCAAGACUCUAUGAACCCACCGCAGAGAUCGGCUCAGGACAGCUGAUGGUUCAAAUGAGGCUAGCCCAGGAUUCAUCGUACACACUCUUCUACCAAGCAGAAGAUUAUCCAGUUGUAAAAUAUCUGAGGCAGCCUCUGUAUUUUGAGGUAGAGCUGGUUGAGGCUACUGACCCAAAUUUGGAGCUCAUCUUGGAGAACUGUUGGGCUACACUUGAUGAAGACCGGACAUCUCUGCCUAGCUGGGAUAUCAUUGUAGACAGUUGUGAGAAUCCUGAUGACAGCUAUGUGACAAUCUUCCAUCCUGUUGUGAGAGAUGCCAGGGUUUUAGUCCCAUCCCACAUCAAACGCUUCUCUAUGAAGAUGUUCACCUUCACUAAAGAUGAGGAGGUUCUGAAGAACGAGAUCUUUGUCCACUGCAAUGCAGAGAUUUGUGACUCGCACAGCCAAGCAGAUGGUUCAUGCAGAGGCCAGUGUGUUCAACCUGCACACCAGAAGAACUACAGACGAGAGAGAAAACGGGUACAAAGAGGAACGGACUCCAUCAACCAAAGGCAAAUCUCCUCUGGGCCUAUUGUGUUAACCUCUGCUCAAACUCCUGAAUAAACUAAUUUGAACUUC
Messenger RNA from Pseudoliparis swirei, 921 nucleotides. Its product is annotated as zona pellucida sperm-binding protein 2-like. The transcript has 7 exons. The annotation marks the transcript as partial. The record is from RefSeq and is a predicted model, not a curated record. NCBI's taxonomy places the organism in Eukaryota, Metazoa, Chordata, Actinopteri, Perciformes, Liparidae.